AUGGCCGAAGCUACAGAAUAUAAUGUCACUGAAAACAUGCUUUCUUCCACUGACCUUCCCUUCAAUUUCACCAUUGAAUAUGAGGAUUUUCAGACAGAGUCCAAUGCUAGCAAGAUCAUCAUCCCUUCUAUCUAUGCCCUAGUCUGCUGUGUGGGCAUCAUAGGAAAUGCUAUGGUUAUAUAUGUCAUCCUCAAGUAUGCCAAGAUGAAAACAGCGACCAAUAUUUACAUUUUGAACCUUGCAAUUGCUGAUGAACUCUUCAUGUUGAGCGUUCCGUUUCUGGCCACAUCAGCUGCGGUGCGUCACUGGCCCUUUGGAUCGCUGAUGUGUCGGCUGGUCCUUAGCGUGGACGGCAUCAACAUGUUCACCAGCAUUUUUUGCUUGACUGUGCUCAGCGUGGACCGCUAUAUUGCAGUGGUGCACCCCAUCAAGGCAGCACGCUACCGCCGACCUUCUGUCGCCAAAGUGGUUAACGUCUGCGUGUGGGGACUUUCACUUCUUGUUAUCUUGCCCAUCAUUAUCUUUGCAGACACCGUUCCAGCGCAGGAUGGAGGGGUAGACUGUAACUUUCUGUGGCCUGAGUCGUCAUGGUCAGAAGCAUUUGUGGUCUAUACCUUCUUGCUGGGCUUCUUGCUUCCCGUGGCAGCUAUCUGCCUGUGCUACUGUUUGAUUGUGGUGCGUAUGCGAGCAGUAGGCCUCAAGGCAGGAUGGAUGCAGCGGCGGCGUUCCGAGAAGAAGAUCACUUGCAUGGUGCUACUGGUGGUUGCUGUCUUCGUGCUUUGCUGGAUGCCCUUUUACAUAGUGCAGCUUGUGAGUGUGUUCUGCCAGCCACCAGACCCCAUGGUGACUCAGCUGUUUCUCAUUCUAAGCUAUGCUAACAGUGGUGCUAAUCCUAUACUAUAUGGAUUUGUGUCUGACAACUUCCGGCGCUCCUUCCAGAGAAUUGUCUGCUUCCGCUGGUUGGAGAAUGGUCCGGAUGCAGAGCAGGUGGACUACUAUGCUGUGGCCCUCCGUCGUCAAACAACAUGUGGUCCACAGGACUUCCCUAAAGAGUGCUGUUUAGCCUCUGAUAUGGUGUUUCGCAAUGGAACAUGUACCUCUCGUACCACUACCCUGUAAACUUUUCUCUGACUUUUCUCCAAAGCAAACAAAAAAAUUCAUGUUUUCACAUGUAAACAAUUUUAACUGUUUAUUUACAGUAAGUUUACAAUCAUUUACAAUCACUUGAUAUUUAAAUUAUUCAU
Molecule: messenger RNA, 1244 nt
Organism: Ictalurus furcatus (blue catfish)
Lineage: Eukaryota; Metazoa; Chordata; Actinopteri; Siluriformes; Ictaluridae
Gene: sstr1b
Product: somatostatin receptor 1b
Exons: 1
Coding region: 1-1119 (372 amino acids)
Biological process (GO): cellular response to glucocorticoid stimulus; neuropeptide signaling pathway
Cellular component (GO): membrane; neuron projection
Molecular function (GO): neuropeptide binding; somatostatin receptor activity
Source: RefSeq, a predicted model, not a curated record